UACUUCGCGCUUGCAGCAGACAGACCAAAGUGGAUGGUUGUUGGUGCAUUGAAGGCGGCUGUUUUCUUCGUUGUAUUAAGUUCUGGUUCGUUGAGCGCCUUCCUAACCCGGAUGGCGAACGAGCGGCUCCGAGUCCUGGAGGAGGUGGAGAAGGACAUCGCGGUGGUCCUGCAGUGUGCUGGAAACAUUGUUCUGGAGCUCUCCAAAGACAAACACAACGCCAGCCACCUGGACAGGCAACUGGUCCAGUUCCAGACGUCAAUCAGUCGAGUGGAGAAUGAACUGGGCGCCCAGAUCCGCUACCUCACACAGGUAGCUACUGGCCAGCCGCACGAGGGCUCCACUUACUCAACCAGGAAGGACUGUCAGAUGUCACUGAACAGAGCUGAGUAUGCAAAGGUCAAGCUGGGAGAACUGGGUCGGACAUGUGAAGCCAUGCUGGAGCAGCAGCAGCAGCAGAUAUGACAGAACAGAGGCCACGUGUCUGCCAGCUGUUACCGUGGUCACCGGGUUCACAGCAGCAGCUCCCUGUGUUGGGUGGGACUGUGUGUCAGUAUGGUGCUUAAAACUGUUGGAGUGAUACAAACCAAGACGCUGCACAAAAGGCAGGCUUUUGAGUCAUUAAAUAGUGGGGGGUUUUUUAAACAUAAAACUUUCAUUUUGUAAUUGUAAUUUUAGGUUAUGCAGCAUUCAAUAAACUUGUAAAUUUUUGUACAUCUUCUACAAGUUCCAAGUUCCAACAAUUCCUUUCUUGUGGGCGGACUGCGACAUCAACGUCGCUGGCUGAGAACUUCCUGUGUUCAAGUGAUUCUCACCUCAGUAAAAACGGCUUUUCCAAUGAAAUACGAUCUUGGUGAACAGAA
This is a messenger RNA of Xiphophorus couchianus (Monterrey platyfish), 863 nucleotides long. RefSeq names its product mediator complex subunit 11 (gene med11). NCBI's taxonomy places the organism in Eukaryota, Metazoa, Chordata, Actinopteri, Cyprinodontiformes, Poeciliidae. The record is from RefSeq and is a predicted model, not a curated record. Gene Ontology annotation, biological process: regulation of transcription by RNA polymerase II. Gene Ontology annotation, cellular component: mediator complex. Gene Ontology annotation, molecular function: transcription coregulator activity. The coding region runs from base 34 to 465 and encodes 143 amino acids. The transcript has 3 exons.